This is a messenger RNA of Tripterygium wilfordii, 5139 nucleotides long. RefSeq names its product SAC3 family protein B. NCBI's taxonomy places the organism in Eukaryota, Viridiplantae, Streptophyta, Magnoliopsida, Celastrales, Celastraceae. Gene Ontology annotation, biological process: mRNA export from nucleus. The record is from RefSeq and is a predicted model, not a curated record. The transcript has 15 exons. Gene Ontology annotation, cellular component: nucleus; cytoplasm; transcription export complex 2. The coding region runs from base 175 to 5016 and encodes 1613 amino acids.
AAAACUACGGUGUAAGGAAAUCAGGAAAGUGGGUCUCUGGCUCUUCUGGAUUCAAAUUUCAACCCCGACUUGCCUUCCCUUAAUUGGAGAUAAGUAAGCUAUGCUGCUACUGUUUCAUAGAAUGUUUGUACAUUCGGAUUCGUGAAUAAAAGAAGAAGAAGAAAGUAGAAAGCAAUGGCGGGCUUUCAAUUUGGGAAGCAAUCCGGGCCAGGAGGAGCAGGUUCGACUUUUCCUAACAGUGUUGGUUUUCGCCCUUCCCCACCUCCGUUUCAUUCACCUCCUUCUCCCUAUGUUGAUCCUCCGAGAUUUCCCUAUCCCAGGAGGCCUGGAGCACCACACGGACUGCAAUCGCCACCUUUGGCUUUUGAAAGCACGAGUCAUACCGGGGGUGCUCGCCAAUAUGCAGGAGCCCAAAGGCCCACUGAGUCUGCUUCCAGAUGGGGUGCCAUGCCGAAAUCUUUUGUUGAUGAUUAUGAUGCUCAAACUCAAGCAGUUCCUUCUGCAAAAACAUCAUUUGUUGCUUCGAGAAAUUUAGGAACUGGUGUUACAGCUAAGGUUGCCCGAUUUACUGAUCUCAAAAGAACCAGAUCACCUCCUUUACAUUAUAGUGACGAAGAGAUUCCAAAAUAUUCCAGUACAAGUGCUCUUCAAAGCCAUUUGGAUUCGACUGUUGAUAGCAGCGGCUACUUUGUUCCACCUGGAAGAAGAUCACCUGGUUUGGAAUUUGGGAACAAUCCUUCUACCAAUAGCUUUCGUCCUUCUUUUGGUGAAGAUCGGAGGCCUUAUAAAUCGCCACCUAGCUUGGGUACAAGGCCAAAUGCUUUCUCGAAUAUUGCUGAUCCUCGAAUCCCCCAGAGGUCCUUGCCAUCUGCAAGUGCUAUGAUUGCUGAAGCUGCUGCAACAAGGCCCACCAGCUCCCCAAUUCCCAAAAGGGAGAGGUCACCUGCUGAUGAAGUUAUUUGGGGAAAUCAUUUGUCACCUGCAAAUGAUAUGAUUGCUGAAGUUGCAACAAGAAGGUCCACCAGCUCCCCAAUUCCCAAAAGGGCGAGGUCGCCUCCCAUAAAUUCAACCGAUGAAUUCUCUCUUGGAAAUCCCCAUAUGGCUGAAGAUGGUACUGAACGAGAAAUGCAAGCUAAGGCAAGGCGAUUAGCACGCUUCAAGAUCGAACUAAGUGAACCUACUCAAGACAGUUCUGAUAUUGCAGGCAUGAAGGUUUCUUCAAAUAAACUGGAACAUUCUUCAGGGGGAAGGCAAAAACUUGUUGGAGAGCAUUCUAUCGAGUCAGCAUGUGAUGUCCCCAACCGCAAUACCUCAUCUGAUUAUGACAGCUUGGAGACAUCGAGUGUCAUCAUUGGUUUGUGUCCCGAUAUGUGUCCUGACUCAGAGAGGGCAGAACGAGAAAGAAAAGGUGAUCUCGACCAAUAUGAACGCUUGGAUGGGGAUAGAAAUCAAACAAGUAUGUUGCUUGCCGUCAAAAAGUAUACUAGGACAGCCGAGAGGGAAGCAAACUUAAUACGUCCCAUGCCAAUUCUGCAGAAGACGAUUGACUAUCUGCUCAGUUUACUAGAUCAACCUUAUGAUGACAGGUUUCUUGCCAUAUAUAACUUCUUAUGGGAUAGGAUGAGAGCAAUCCGAAUGGACUUAAGGAUGCAACAUAUUUUCAAUCAAGAGGCUAUAACCAUGCUGGAGCAAAUGAUAAGGCUUCAUAUAAUUGCUAUGCAUGAAUUGUGUGAAUAUACAAAAGGAGAAGGCUUUUCCGAGGGAUUCGAUGCGCACCUGAAUAUUGAACAGAUGAACAAGACUUCAGUUGAACUCUUCCAAAUGUAUGAUGAUCAUAGGAAAAAGGGAAUUAAUGUGCCAACAGAGAAGGAGUUUCGAGGUUAUUAUGCACUUCUCAAACUGGACAAGCACCCUGGUUAUAGAGUUGAACCAGCAGAGCUCUCACUUGAUCUUGCAAAAAUGACACCAGAGAUAAGGCAAACCUCUGAAGUGAGAUUUGCUCGGGAUGUAGCGAGAGCUUGCAGAACAGGUAAUUUUAUCGCGUUCUUUCGCCUUGCAAGGGAAGCUAGUUACCUUCAAGCGUGCUUAAUGCAUGCUCAUUUCUCAAAGCUACGUACACAGGCUCUUGCUUCUUUAUACUGUGGUCUACAGUAUAACCAAGGUCUUCCUGUACCUCUUGUCGCUAAGUGGCUUGGAAUGGAGGAAGAAGACAUAGAAAGCCUUUUGGACUAUCAUGGUUUUGUGAUUAAAGAAUUUGAAGAGCCAUAUUUGGUCAAGGAAGGCCCAUUUCUACAUGGUGACAAAGACUUUCCUAUUAAAUGUUCAGUCCUUGUUAAUCUCAAAAGAUCGAAAACAAUAGUUGGGGAUGUUUCUCCUAUAGUUGAGGAUGAUUUACCUUCCACUCAGAUGACUUCUUCGUCUUCCCCAGUUUUCGGAAAGAACCAUCUUGGUGAGAUUUAUAAGCAUGACAAAAAAUCUUUGCCGUCCGUUUUUGUGGAAAAUAAGAGUCCCACACAUGCAAUCGAUGAAGAUAUGCCCAGUGCUGAAGCUAUUGUCUCUCCAAAAUUUGGCUCACAAUUGAAGACAAUCAAUAAAGCAUUAAUGGUUGAAGGAGACCAUAUGGCGGCUAGUGCCCAAGCCUCACCACUGCACUCCCCAUCAGUCUACCAUUCACUUGAGUCCCAACCAGCUAAAGUUGUGGACAAAGCAACCCACGGUGCUCCUUUUACAAUAUCUACUGAGAAUAAUAUCUUUUCAAGUGUGGAUGGCAUGCCAUUGCAAAAUGUGUCAAGAUCAAUUAUACAAGAGAGAUCCCCUAGUGGUAAAUAUGAUUAUGCUAUGGCAAAUUCAUUGGCAGUCAUACCAAUGCAGAAUGUGCCAAAAACUGCUGAGCAAGAAAGUUCUAUCAGCAAUCAUGAUUUUGCUGGGGGGAAUUCAGAACCUGAAAAUCUGUUUUUCAAUAAAUUAGAAGAUAGAGCUUCUGAUGUAUAUCAAGAAAACAGUUGUAUUAGUCACAAAUUAGAAGGUGAAGUACCUUUGGACUCUGAAGUAGAAAGUGGUAAUGGUGAAGUUACAGUCGAAUGUCAUAAUGAGGAAGUUGCCCAGGCAAAAUACAAGUUGAUCUUACGGUUAUGGAGACGAUGGGCUUUGAGGAGGAGGAUAUUACGUGAGCAGAGGAAGUCAGCAGCAAAUGCUGCUCUUGGUUCAUUAUCACUGGGACCACUGCUUUGGCACAACAAAGAUCAAGCAAGCAAAGUUGGCAAGGUUGACAUUGAUAAUGUGAUGAGGGAGAGACAUGAAAACCGUUCACAGUCAUGGUCGAAGCUGAAUGUUUCAGAUCUGGUUGCAGAUAAAUUGAGCAGAAGGAAUCCUGAAGCUAAAUGUUUGUGCUGGAAAAUUAUUUUAUGUUCUCAGGAAGACAAAUUGGGACAAAAGAACCAGGUUGCACAUUUGGCUCCUCACUCAUGGUUGUUCUCAAAGCUAAUGCCUUGUGGAGAAGUUGGUGGAAACAAUGAACUGGCAUUUUCGUCUCGUGGCCUGUCAAUUUGGAAAAAGUGGAUCCCUAGCCAAUCUGGUACAGAUCUCACCUGCUGCUUGUCAGUCAUUAAAGAUGCUGCGCUUGGUAAUCUGAACGAGACUGUAAGUGGUGCAAGUGCUGUUAUGUUUCUUGUAUCUGAAAGCAUACCAUGGAGAUCGCAAAAGAUCCAACUUCAUAAUAUUCUAAUGUCGAUACCUUUUGGGUCUUCCAUACCCCUUCUAAUCUUAUGUGGCUCAUACAGUGACGAGGUUUCGGAUCUUUCCACCAUUAUUGUUAACGAGCUGGGGCUCCAUGACAUUGACAAAUCAAAAAUAAGUAACUUUUUGGUGAAUUUCCUUGUUAGUAACCAGAAAAUGCAAUCCUCAGAUGAGUUUUUCAGUGAUGAACGAUUGAGAGAAGGGCUACUGUGGUUGGCAAGUGAAUCACCUCUGCAACCAGUUCUACGUUGUGUGAAAAUGCGUGAGCUGGUUCUGACCCACCUAAAUUCUUCACUGGAGGUUCUUGACAGGAUGGGUGUUAGUGAAGUAGGUCCAAACCACUGUAUCUCUGCAUUCAAUGAAGCAUUAGAUCAGUCGCUGCAGGAAAUAGAUAUUGCUGCAAAAUCUAACCCUACUGGAUGGCCUUGUCCGGAUAUCGCUCUACUGCCAGAUAACAGUGACGAGCAUAUAAUGGUGAGCUGGUACUUGCCAGAGGUAAGAUGGAACUCGCAGGCAAAAAUUGAACCGCUUUUAUAUGCAGUGAGGAACUGUAAACUUCCUACAUUUCCUGACAAAAUAUCCUGCUUGAGCAAAGGGUCAAAUGUGCGCCAGGAGAUUGACAACCAGAAAUCACUCCUUGAAGAUUGCUUGAUCAGCUAUUUGAGUCAAUCAAGUGAGAUGAUGGGAUUUCCUCUAGCCUCAAAAGAGGCACAUGUGAUGCUGCAAAAAAGCGUUCUGCUGGAACUACACAAUUCAAGCUACUAUAUUGUUCCUAUGUGGGUUAUGAUCUUUCGCCGGAUUUUUAAUUGGCGACUAAUUAGUUUAUCCAAUGGCCUCUUCUCCUCUGCUUAUGUUUUGGAGCAUUGUUUUGUCACUCCAACUGCAGAAAAUAUCUACAAGUCCAGGCUUGAAACUAGUUUAAGUCGACCAUCACUGGAUGAGAUGAUUGAAGUUGGCUGCAGCUUUUCACUCAUGUUAGAGAAGGGGGGUGGUCAGUCACAUCCAGAAGUUACUCAUUCUUGGUCAGCGGUGGUAUCUAAUGGGGAACUUCAACAAGUCAUUACUACCAGCGACACGAGAGAAGCUGAGAGAAACGAAGAGACUGGCGCCUUGGCUUCAAUGGAUAAUUUUGCUCCUCUAGUUUCUGAAUUUGACAAUUCUAGUACUAAAAGUGUGGUGGAAAGCCAAGUAUCGAAGGCAGCUGAUAAACUAAGCAGGUUGUUGGAGUACUGUAAAAUUAGACAGAACAGUAACAGUGACAUGUUGUCAAUUUAUUUCUAGUUGUGUAUAGUAUCUAUGAACGAGAGAGAUCCCCUAAAUAUGCAGAGGGGGGGAUUUUGUAUGAGCAGUUAUUGUAACACUUCAUUGCUUUUUCUAAGUGGUAAAAUGCAUUUCAUUCUUGUA